Molecule: messenger RNA, 2541 nt
Organism: Marmota flaviventris (yellow-bellied marmot)
Lineage: Eukaryota; Metazoa; Chordata; Mammalia; Rodentia; Sciuridae
Gene: Oca2
Product: OCA2 melanosomal transmembrane protein
Biological process (GO): melanin biosynthetic process; transmembrane transport; melanocyte differentiation
Cellular component (GO): melanosome membrane
Source: RefSeq, a predicted model, not a curated record
AUGCAUCUAGAGAACAAAGAUGGCAGGCUGGCUUCUGGUGCACUGGAGGUGGAGCUACAUCAGACAUCUGCUCCAACUUGUGCAGGCCCUGGGAGGCUGGGGACUGUCAGACCCACCACCAGAAACCACCAACACAGCUGGGCAGACUCCUCAAGCUCCUACCCCAGCCAGGCUGCCGGGCAAAGCCGCUGGGCUCCUGAGCACCAGGAUUUGGACUCAUUUCUCACAGAAGGGAGGUCCGCAUCUCCUUUCCUUCAGUUCUUCAGCUCCAGCUCUAAAGACCCCUGCAUUACAGAAAAUACUCCAUUGCUGCAUAAUUCCUCACAAGACAGAGGGUCUCGAUGCAUGCCUGCUUACUCCUCAGAGUUCAUCACCGCUGAUGAAUCUUGGGAAAACAGCUCGGUUGAAUGGGAACGAAGAUACCUGCUGAGCAGAGACACAGCUGGUUUGUCUACAUCUGCCUCCUCAGAGAAGGGGGAGCUUCCGGACAGCACCCACCUCAGAGUCCAUAUGUCCACACUGAGGCGCUGCUUGCAGUGGGUGAAAGUCACGGGUCUGUUUGUCUUUGUGGUGGUGUGCUCUAUUUUAUUCAGCCUGUAUCCAGAUCAAGGAAAGUUCUGGCAGUUGUUGGCUGUGUCACCGCUGGAAAGCUACUCUGUGAACCUCAGCAGCCAUGCAGACUCCAUGCUGCUCCAGGUGGACCUGGCAGGGGCCCUGGAGACUGGUGGGCCAGGUCGUUCCGGGAGAGAAGAACAUGUCCUGGUAGAGGUGACCCAGACGGAUGCACCGGGCUCCAGGCGGCGUCGGCAGCAGCAGGUCACUCACAAUUGGACGGUAGUUUUAAAUCCCAGAAGAAGUGAGCAUUCAGUGGUGAGCAGGACCUUUGAGAUACUGAACAGAGAGACUGUUUCCAUUAGCAUCCGGGCCUCCCUCCAGCAGACCCAGGUUGUUCCUCUUUUGCUGGCUCAUCAGUACCUGCGGGCAAGUAUAGAAGCACAAGUGACCAUCGCUGCGGCCAUCCUUGCAGGGGUCUACGUGCUCAUCAUAUUUGAGAUCGUCCACAGAACUCUGGCAGCCAUGUUGGGGGCCCUUGCAGCAUUAGCAGCACUGGCUGUGAUUGGCGAUAGACCCAGCCUGACCCACGUGGUGGAGUGGAUUGAUUUUGAGACCCUGGCCCUGCUGUUUGGCAUGAUGAUCUUAGUAGCCAUAUUUUCAGAAACUGGAUUUUUUGAUUUUUGUGCUGUAAAGGCAUACCGACUAUCCCGAGGAAGGGUAUGGACCAUGAUCAUCAUGCUGUGUCUCAUUGCUGCCAUCCUUUCUGCCUUCUUAGACAAUGUCACCACGAUGCUCCUCUUUACUCCUGUGACCAUAAGAUUAUGUGAGGUGCUCAACCUUGAUCCAAGGCAAGUCCUGAUUGCAGAGGUGAUCUUCACAAACAUUGGAGGAGCUGCCACUGCCAUCGGGGACCCACCAAAUGUCAUUAUUGUUUCCAACCAAGAAUUGAGGAAGAUGGGCCUGGACUUCGCCAGAUUCACGGCACACAUGUUUGUUGGGAUUUGCCUUGUUCUUCUGGUCUCAUUCCCACUCCUCAGACUCCUGUACUGGAACAAAAAGCUUUAUAACAAGGAGCCCAGUGAGAUCGUUGAACUGAAGCACGAGAUUCACGUGUGGCGCCUGACAGCGCAGCGCAUCAGCCCAGCCAGCCGUGAGGAGACGGCCGUGCGUGGCCUGCUGCUGCAGAAGGUGCUGGCACUGGAGCACCUGCUGGCCCGAAGGCUGCACACCUUCAAUAGACAAAUCUCACAGGAAGACAAAAACUGGGAGACCAAUAUUCAGGAGCUUCAAAAAAAGCACAGGAUAUCAGACAGGAUUCUGCUUGUCAAAUGCUUGAUGGUGCUGGGAUUUGUUAUCUUCAUGUUCUUUCUCAAUUCAUUUGUCCCUGGUAUUCAUCUUGAUCUUGGAUGGAUUGCUAUUCUGGGUGCCAUCUGGUUGCUAAUUUUAGCUGAUAUCCAUGAUUUUGAGAUAAUUCUACACAGAGUGGAAUGGGCAACCCUUCUGUUCUUUGCUGCACUCUUCGUAUUGAUGGAGGCAUUGGCUCAUCUCCACUUAAUAGAAUAUGUUGGAGAACAGACUGCUUUGCUAAUAAAGAUGGUUCCAGAAGAUAGGCGCCUUGCAGCUGCCAUCGUCCUAGUGGUAUGGGUCUCGGCCUUGGCGUCAUCUUUGAUUGACAACAUUCCAUUCACUGCUACAAUGAUUCCUGUGCUCCUGAACCUGAGCCAAGACCCUGAGGUCAGCCUGCCUGCGCCACCACUCAUGUAUGCCCUGGCCUUCGGUGCCUGCCUGGGAGGUAAUGGGACACUGAUUGGAGCAUCUGCAAAUGUCGUUUGUGCAGGAAUUGCAGAGCAACAUGGAUAUGGAUUCUCUUUCAUGGAAUUUUUCAGGUUGGGCUUCCCGAUGAUGGUGGUGUCCUGCACUGUCGGGAUGUGUUAUCUCCUUGUUGCUCAUGUUGUAGUGGGAUGGAAUGAAUAGAUAUCCAUCAAU